UAGAUAGAUAGAUAGAUAGAUAGAUAGAUAUUGCAUUUAUAUAGUGGCAUUUCUUCUUUUAGAUGGAAUACAUGGGGUAAACAUAUUUAUAAAAUUAUAAAUAAUUUUUUGUACGUCUGUCAUGAAGCGUCGUAACAAAUGUUCUUCCUCUCUUAGGUAAUGUGGUCAAUGGAUCUUCCUCUGGAACUGUGCCUAGAGCUGCAGCCCAAGGCCCCAGUGGUAAUGUCGCCAAUGGAUCUCCCUCUGGAAAUAUGCCUAAAGCUGCAACCCAAGGUCCCAAAGGUACUGCCGCUGCAAGCAGUCAUGCCCCAGGUCCUUCGGGGUACAGGCCCGCACCUCGCCGACGUCCUGUGCAACCCGACAAGUACAUGAGACUGCUGUUUUCUACGGACGGUAACGACAACGACAUCUCUGACUCUGAAUUUGUUCUGGACAGUGACAGUGACAGUGACAGUGACAGUGACAGUGACUUUGACAGUGACAGUGAAAGUGACAGGGACAAUGAACUGCGUGAAGGUGAGGAUGACCACCGGAACAGAGAAGUGCCGUUGCCUGAGACCCCAGACUUCUCAUUUGCUUGGUCAGAAGGGUCAGACUUCGUACCUGACCUGCACGAGUUUUGCUCUGACAGGAGUGGCGUGACGAGAGACUGGCCUUGCAACGACCAGUCAAAUGAGUGA
Molecule: messenger RNA, 680 nt
Organism: Eriocheir sinensis (Chinese mitten crab)
Lineage: Eukaryota; Metazoa; Arthropoda; Malacostraca; Decapoda; Varunidae
Product: clumping factor B-like
Exons: 3
Coding region: 252-680 (142 amino acids)
Source: RefSeq, a predicted model, not a curated record